AUGCGAAGGUACGUCUCGCUGCUGGCGCUGAUAACGCUCUGGCCGCUAGUUUCUGCCUAUGUUUACAGAUGCGAACCAGGCACAGAUCCUACGGUAUGUAGCAUCUGGAACUUGGAGUACGAUGCAGAAAUCGUGGUGAAACAUCCCGAUCGACUACCGAGCGUUAAUUAUUCGUCCACUGUCAGCACUGUGCAGUUACUGUUCGAGCGGUAUUACCACAACGGCCGUAGCCUGUUGGAACGAUAUGAUUUGACGCUUCAUGGCACCGUUCUGCGGAAUCCUUCCGUUGUGCAGAUACGUGACUACCCACUACGGCAGAUCGUCUUACCGCCCAAUCUUACAGCGGGUGACUUUACCGAUAACCACAUCUCGGUGAUCGAAACCAAUCUGAACGAGACGUACGAGGUACGCUACCUAGACCUGUCGCAUAACACCAUUAGGGAUUUAGCAAAUUUCACUGUGCUGGUGCAACUAGAGUCACUCAAUCUGGAAGGCAAUUGGAUCACAACGCUGCAGGCGAACAUAUUUACUCAUAUGGUCAACCUAACUCAUCUGUAUCUGGGAGAUAAUCGGUUCUAUAGCUUUGAUCUUACCAUCCUACCGAAAGGACUGAACGUCCUGUGGUUGAAGCGAAACAGACUGCGAGGACUUAGCAUGACCGAUGUUUUGUUGCCCCGGUUGCGGGAGCUUAAUCUGGAGUCAAAUAUGCUAUCCUCGCUUAACUUGGCACUGUUUACGGCUUUUCCAGCGCUGGAGGUGCUACCGAUCGCGUAUAACACAUUCGCAGAGGAGGAAGCCACCCGCAUCAUAGCGGAGCUGAAAAGUCGUAGUAUAGCUUACUACAUCGGAAUGGAGCGUGGUGGCAUUGUGGAUUGUGAUUAUGAUGAGUAUCGCGUGGCGGAUGUUUGUUUUGCCCCUUCAGGAUAUAGCGAUUGGUCAAUUUGGGUAGGAAUUGUUCUGAUAUUGUUAGCUGUGCUGGUAGUUGGUAUGUUUGUGCUAAGUGUACGCUGGGUUUGGAAGCAGAUGGCUUACUGA
This is a messenger RNA of Anopheles maculipalpis, 1035 nucleotides long. RefSeq lists its product as uncharacterized. The transcript has 2 exons. The coding region runs from base 1 to 1035 and encodes 344 amino acids. The record is from RefSeq and is a predicted model, not a curated record. Gene Ontology annotation, molecular function: protein binding. Lineage: Eukaryota; Metazoa; Arthropoda; Insecta; Diptera; Culicidae. Gene Ontology annotation, cellular component: extracellular matrix.